Messenger RNA from Mesorhabditis belari, 1293 nucleotides. The record is from the annotation of a GenBank genome assembly. Lineage: Eukaryota; Metazoa; Nematoda; Chromadorea; Rhabditida; Rhabditidae.
AUGGCUUGCGUGAUGACAGAGGAACGCGCAAACUUCGAGGCUGUUGGAAAGCGGGCGAUCGCCGAUCUAUGGAAGUACCACAAUCAUCCGGAGAACUUCCAAUCCAGCAAGUUUUCUGAAGGCGACAUCAAGGUCUACACAAUGAAAAGUGACAACCCCGACUGUCCCGAGGAUAUCGCCAAAGCUUCCAUCUCUCUAGAAGGCACUACUCUCAACCACGCACUUGCUCUGGUUUUGCCAUGGAUGCCUUACAGACCGCAAUGGGAUGAUCUUCUUGCACGAGCAAAGGUGCUCGGUGAGAUUUCUCCUGCCAUGAAGAUCGUUCAUCACGUGACUAAAAAGAAGACUCCAUUGAGCGCUCGUGACUCGGUAGAUGUGGUCUCCGUCGACGCUCGAAAUAACGGAUCAACUAUCAUCCUUGCUGCUCGCUCAGUUAAAAUGGCCGACAUGCCCGAACUCAAGGGUCACGUACGCACUUUUCAACAUCUGGGAGGAUUUGUGAUUCAAGAUUGUGGAGAAGGAAAAAUCGGCUUCGAGUUGAGUGGUGUCAAUGGGCGAGCACUCAGUGUGGAAGCACAAGGCUCUGAAGGGUUGCUUCAAUUACCGCACAGUGCGAAAUCGACUAUUGUUUAUAAUCGCUGCAAUUUCUAUGAGACUCAACAGCCACCACCUAAUCAAAUCGAUUGCACAACUACGCGAUGCACCUCAGACGAGAAUCUCCACACAACCGUCGCCACUCAAUCGUCGCAGCGCUUUUGGAUAAGAAUGUCUGCACGGCACAUUGAAACUCAGCAGCGGAUCCACGUACCGCACUCCUUACUCAACCACUUGCAGAUGUGCGGACGGCAGUGGGAAAUAAAUCCGAGGGAAUUGAUGUGUAUCAAAAAGAAGAACAAUCCAGCGGUUCCGUGUUCGACGCACUCAACGCACAAUGUUGGUGAGCUGAAGAGUGACGAACGAAAGCUUUCAAAGGUUGAGGAGAUUAAAAAGAGGGGCACCUCUGACGGCACUUCAUCGCAAGUCCUGAGAACGAACAAAGACAAAGUCACGCAACUGACCAACGAGAAAAAGAAAGCUUCCGUCAAGAAAAGAUUCGAAGUGCCAAAAAAAGUGAAGAAAGCCGAGGCCAAGGAUCCGCAAUAUGAUACCAUGCAUGGUUUGGGCAGCGACAAUCUUUUUGCCAAUGAUGUUGGCGAGAAAAAGAAAUCGUUGAGGCAACAAAAUAAGGUUCCGAAAGACGACGACGAUGAUGCCGAUUAUGUUUGCCUCGCCGAAAUGAAAGAUGACGACUUU